Molecule: messenger RNA, 5551 nt
Organism: Phoenix dactylifera (date palm)
Lineage: Eukaryota; Viridiplantae; Streptophyta; Magnoliopsida; Arecales; Arecaceae
Molecular function (GO): protein binding
Source: RefSeq, a predicted model, not a curated record
UGAGGACAUUCAGGCUCAACAAAAAGCUUUCUUUUUCCGAGGCCGCUCCUCUUCGGCGGUCCUUUAAGGCCGCAGCACCGCGAGCGGCGGCGACCCGAAACCCUUAAACCCUAAUACCCACUGCCAUGAGAAGUAGAUGGACCGCUGCCAUCACCCCCGGUGAGUCUACCGUCCCUCUCCUCCACCCCUCUUCCUCUUCUGCAUUCCCCGUCUACCUCCCCCGGCGACCCUUCUCUUUUCCUUCCUCCUCGUCCGUCGCCGCCGCCCCGGAAACCCCAAGCCCAGAAAGCCCAAUACUGGACUCCCAUCUCCUCGCUCAGCUCUCCUCCAUCCUCUCCCGCCGGCACUGGCGCCGGAGCCGCACCCUGAAACGAUUGGCCCCCUCCCUCACCCCACUGCACGUCGCUGAGCUCCUGCGGACCCGCCCUCUCGACCCAGAGACCGCCCUCGCCUUCUUCCACUGGGUUGGCCAGCGGCCUGGCUACCGCAACAACGUAGACUCCUAUGCUGCCCUCCUUGGUAACCUCCUUCGCUCCAAAUCCCCCGUCAAUGCCGAGAAGAUCAUCGUCUCUAUGGUUAAGUCGUGCAAUUCUGCCAAAGAUAUGCGCUCCACCAUAAAUUCCAUUAGAGCCUUUCGUCGAGCAGGUGGCUGCGCCGGCUUCAGGCCGUCGCUCCGAUGCUAUCACAUGCUGUUAAGGUCCCUCGAGAGAUUCUCAAUUACUGAUGAGAUGAAGGAUUUAUACCAACAGAUUGUUAAAGAUUGGAUCUUGCCGGAUAUCAUUACAUGCAAUACGAUUAUCAAGGCACACUGCAAGGAAGGGAAUAUUGCUGAGGCAAAGCAGUAUUUAAGGUACUUAUUGGAAGCAGGAUUGAAACCCGAUACCUUUACUUACAAUUCUUUGAUCUUAUGCUACUGUAAAAAUAAGGAUUUGGAUAGGGCUUGUUGGGUCUUCGUGAUGAUGCCGCAGAUGGGCUGCCAGAGGAAUGAAUUCUCAUACACCAUUCUUGUCCACGGGCUCUGUGAGGCCCGCUGGAUUGACAAAGCUUUUGUGCUGUUCUCAAAGAUGGGUGAUGAUGGCUGCUGCCCGAAUGUGCACACUUACACAGUGAUGAUCGACGGCCUCUGCAAGGAGGGCAAGGUUGAGGAUGCUGAAUCAUUGCUGAGUGAGAUUUCUGGCAGGGGUUUGGUCCCUAGCACCGUGACCUACAAUGCUUUAGUCGAUGGGUACUGUAAAGACGGAAACCUAGAGGCUUCUUUGAGGAUUAUGAAACUGAUGGAAUCGAAGGGCUGUAAGCCAGAUGCUUGGACAUAUUCAGUGAUGAUUCAUAAGCUUUCUAAGGAGAAUCGCCUCGAGGAUGCUGAAACCAUGUUGAAUGAGGCUAUUGAGAAAGACUCGUCUCCCAAUGUAUUUACUUACACUGCAUUGAUUGAUGGGUAUUGCAAGCAGGGAAAAUUUGUUGAUGCUUGUAGGGUUAUGAAACUGAUGGAGUUGAAUGGGUGCAAACCAGAUGCUUGGACUUAUACAAAGAUGAUUGAUAGCCUUUGUAAGGAUAAUAGGCUACAUGAUGCGAAAAGCAUGCUAGACGAGAUGUUUGAGAAAGGCUUGGAGCCUAAUGUUGUCACCUACACUGCUUUGAUGGAUGGGUAUUGUAAGAGAGGAAAGGUUGAUGAUGCAUUGGAGAUUGUGGAAUUGAUGGAGUCAAAUGGCUGUCGGCCAAAUGCUUGGACAUAUAAUGAGUUGAUAUAUGGGUUUUGUCAGGAGAGGAAGGUGCACAAGGCAAUGGCUUUGUUGAGUAAGAUGCUUGAGAGUGGGUUAUCUCCAGGCCUUAUUACAUAUACUGCUUUGAUUCAUGGGCAAUGCAAGGAGGGUCAUAUAGAUAGUGCUUUUAGACUACUUGAUUCUAUGGAAGUGAAUGGUUUGGUGCCUGAUCAACAGACAUACUCUAUCAUAAUAGAUGCCCUUUGCAAAAGUGGGAGAAUUGAAGAAGCUUACUCACUCUUUAAGUCUGUUGCUAAGGAGGAGGUAAGGGCAAACAAGGUGAUGUAUACUGCUUUAAUAGAUGGUUUAUGUAAAGCUGGAAAGCUCGAUUUUGCUCAUUCACUGCUAGAGGAAAUGGUUUCUAAGGACUGCUUGCCAGAUUCAUACACCUAUAGUGUUUUGAUAGACGGGUUGUGCAAAGAAAAAAAAUUGCAAGAAGCCUUGUCAUUACUAGAUGAUAUGUUUGAAAAGGGAAUAGAGCCCACGACUGUCACCUAUACGAUUCUUAUUGAUGAAAUGCUCAAGAAAGGGGAAUGUGAAUGUGCUAAAAGGAUGCUUCAGCAAAUGGUUUCUUCAGGGUGUAAGCCAAAUGCUAUCACCUACACAGUAUUCAUCCGUGCCUACUGCAGCGAAGGAAGAGUAGAAGAGGCAGAAAGUGUGAUGCUAGAAAUGAAAAAAGAAGGUGUUCAUCCAGAUUUGAUGACUUAUAACACAUUGAUUGAUGGGUGUGGGAAUAUGGGAUAUAUGGAUCGAGCAUUUUCUGUUCUCAAGGACAUGAUGGAUGCUGCAUGUGUGCCCAAUUACUGGACUUAUUCAGUUUUACUCAAGCAUCUCAUCAAGAGGAAGCAGGCUAACAGUGUCUUUGCCAAUGCAUCUGACCUAUGGAGAAUAUUAGAGAUAGAUACUAUAUUGGAGCUUUUGCAGGAGAUGAUGAAGCACGGUUGCACUCCUAAUGUGGUCAUAUACAAUGUUCUCAUUUCGGGGUUCUGCAAAGAGUGCCGGUUGGAAGAAGCAUAUAUGCUACUUUCUCAAAUGAAGGAAAGAGGGAUACCGCCCAAUGAAGACAUCUACACCUCUUUAAUUAAUUGCUGCUGCAAAGUGAAAAAGUACUCCGAGGCAUCAACAUUCAUAGGAUCCAUGGUAGAAUGUGGUUAUCUACCUCACUUGGAAUCCUACCAGCUUCUUCUUUCAGGGCUUUGUGAUGAAGGAGACUUUGAGAAGGCUAAAAUGCUGUUUGGUGACUCUCUUGAGAGGGGUUAUAAUUGUGAUGAAGUUGCAUGGAAAAUUCUUAUUGAUGGUCUACUUAAAAAGGGCUAUAUCAACAUAUGCUCUGAGAUGUUAUCUAUCAUGGAGGAAAGACACUGCUCUCCUAGCUCUCAAACAUAUGCUAUGAUUGCCAGGGAUAUUCGAGAAGUAAUUAAUGAGGCAGUGAGCGAAAUUGAGGGGUGAUCUUUGUUUCUGGUUUUCUUGUGCCGUACUUAUCCAUAUGGUACAUAGCAUGCAUAUUUUUCCUUGGAUGAACAAGUGAAAACCGAGAAAGCCAAGGGAAUAAGAGAAUACAUUCUUCUGGAUGUUCUUUACCAUGUCACAUAUGAUAGUAUAUUGGUGGUAUAAGAACUUCACGAGAUUAUUGAUGAAGCAUUCUCUGGGAUGAAGUUAGACAGCCCUGGUUUAUUGCACCAUAAUUCAAAACAGAAAGUCCAUGGUAGGAAGACAUUACAAAUAUUGGUGACAAAAGGCACAAAAAAUUCUGCUAUCUUUUCAAGUGUGAAAUGGGACUCAAGAAGUGCUGCUAUCUAUUUCAUGGAGGAAUGUUGGGUGGUUAAUUUCUUUCAUAUAUAUUGACCUCAGUUUUUUGGUUGCCAGUAGUUGAACAUUAGGUAGUGGAUUCUGCAUUGAUACUCUGCCUUCCUUGUGAUACAAUCAGACAUGUACCACAUUCUUUUGAGAAUGUUGACUGGAUGAACACUCAGAUAGAGGCCAUGGUUUGCAAGAAGAUGAUAUAUUAGAUAUACUGGUUCUGUCUGGGAAAUCAGCAUCAGUCACAGAGUUCGCAUGAGAUUUUACUGUCUGUAGCUGAGACCAUGCUUCAUUGGCUCUGUGGAAGGUGAUCCAUUAGAUCUGGAAGGUUUGCAAAAGGUUGUUUUAGCAAAUUGUGCAACCAGCGCUAUAGCUUUCAACUGAGUAUUAUUUUUAAUGAGACAAAUGCUGAUUCCGAUUUCUUAGACUACAGUGCAGCUUCAGAGGGACACCAGAACAUAAUGUUCCUUGCAGUUUGGCAAAUGGGUACGACUAAGGGACUCAGUCUUUUCCAGACCUGAAUGACCCUAAUUCUUGUUUACUGAAAUUCUUGUAUAUUGCUAAGAAUCAUGUUUUGGCGUACUUCAAUACCUCAAACGAGGUGGAUAAAUGGACAUGGAGUAUAUCACCAAGUGCACUUGUCAUGCUCUAUUAUGCCCCUUGCUUGGUGAUCAGCAAAGGGGACUGAUGUGCACUCCGCUGCAAUUGCUGUGGAGAUCUGAGGGUUUCUAAAUUGCUACUUGAAAUCAGAAGUUGACAGCCUGUGGCCAGUUAGGUUUUGGUGCCACUAUCUGAUUGAUAAGACACUUGAUUGCUUCUGAGGUGAUUUAGGAGGAUGGCAAUAGGUCUUCAUGGUAAUCAAAUAAUAUGCCCCCAUAUUAUGUUAUCCUGUCUUAUGGUUGAUGUUAGAGGCAUUAGUUAUAUUGGACAUCCUUUUUAUCUCCCUUUGAUAUUGGAAUUGUGGAGUUGGUUCAGAAUCCUAGCCCUUUUGGCUGCAAGAAGUAAGCAAGUAAAAAGAUCACAAAUUGCUGUAUGCUUAUGACUCAGCGUGUUGUUUAUGAUGAUAUUCUGGAAUGCAUCUUUCCUUCAGGCAGGAGGAUUUUGCCUUGCAGGAUUGUUGCUGCUAUUAAACUGAAACAUCUUGCAGAAUCAAGGGUGAAUUGAUUGCAGACAGUCCGGUCAUUAGCUCUGUAAUCUUUGUUGAGCCUGAUCCCACCAAGCCUUCCUCAGUAUGGAAUUAUGAGAAUGACCAGGUUUUUGGCAUGAGGCUGCGAGACCAAAGUCAGCCAGGUCAAGAAGGGUUUGUAUUGCACCCAGUGCCCUGACCUUGGUCAGACCAAGCGAGGCUCAUGGCUAGCACAUUGUUCGACUUGCAUUGUCACGCACUGAAGUGAACAACUUUGAUCCUGACAUCCAGUACUGCUUGGAGUCUUUUGGCCAUAGGCCAGGCUGUCUGCUGUUGUGUUCUCCAGGAUGGGGACCUCAUCUUUUCUUGGAGAAAGCAUGGAUUGGAUCUGGGUUUCAGUUUGAAUCAGUUCAGAAGUCUCGGGCUUGUGCCCUGUCAGGUUUAAUUUUUUCAGGCUGAACCCAAGCUACUUUUAAAUUACGCCUGGAGUUCUUUCCCCAUUAUGUCAUGGGUGCGCAUAACCAAUUAUGAUUGUAAACUAUAUCUUCUUUUAUGGAUCCAAAUCCACGUAACAUGCCUUGUGGCUCUAGUGCCCUGAUCGAUCAAUUUGUAGGGACGCAUGUCAUUGAAUUGUUUCAAUAACCUUAGUUCAUGUGGGACUCGAUGCAACCUGCAUACUAUCUGCGGAUUGGUGCUGCCCUGGAGUUGAGAGCACAGCAAAUUGACAUAUCUGGCACAUUGUUGGCUGUUGUUUUCUUGCUAAAUAAAUCUGAAAGCCAGGCCACAAUUGCUGACUGAUUGCUUCCAAAUUGUGUGUGUACAAAUUGCAUUUGCAUCCAGAAUACAAAUUCCAUUCUACUUGUUA